Molecule: messenger RNA, 2966 nt
Organism: Trichomycterus rosablanca
Lineage: Eukaryota; Metazoa; Chordata; Actinopteri; Siluriformes; Trichomycteridae
Product: zinc finger protein 318
Exons: 8
Coding region: 132-1982 (616 amino acids)
Biological process (GO): negative regulation of DNA-templated transcription; positive regulation of DNA-templated transcription
Cellular component (GO): nucleoplasm
Source: RefSeq, a predicted model, not a curated record
UUAGAUUUAAACGUUCUGCAGAAUAAACUAUGAUAUCAGAAUGUAAAAUAACUCCAGUGUUUAUACGCGUGUACUAUCGUUGAAGAAUGUUUUGGAAUCGUUGAUGCUAAGCUAAUCCCAGACCUGCAGGGAUGCACCGCGACCAGAACCAGAACUACCAGCGGGUUCCUUUUACACAGAACCUGUAUGGAGCUCCACCCGGUCCGUUUGACAGAGGCGGUUUUGCUCAGCACUACCAGAACCCUGCGACUUACCAUAACCCAGGUCCAGCUCACAUACAGGGGCGACCAUCAGCAUCAGCUCCGACCUUCCAGAACUUCAGCACCGACCCGGUGUACCAGGCGGCUCCUCCUAAUCAGUUCCAGCAGGGAUGGACGCUUCAUCAGAACGACCUGCAGAGUCUGGAGGUGAAGAAGAAAUCGGAGGAGUUUCUGCGCUACCUGGAGGCGAAAGAUCGUCUGGAGUUAUCCGGCGAUACGGUGGAGAAAGGAGCGAGAAAGCAGAGCGUGGACGACGCCGAUAAGCACGGCCGGAGAACCAGGAGCCGGAGCAGGAACCGCAGCCGAGGCAGGAGUCGGGGCAAGAGCCGAGCUCGCAGCAGGAGUCGAGGCAGGAGCCGAGGAAGGAGCCGAGCCCGGAGCAGGAGCAGGAGUCGCAGUCGGGGGAAGAGCCGGACCAGAGCCAAGAGCCGAGCCCGGAGCAGGAGUCGAGCCAAGAGCCAACCGCGCCCAGAUAAACGCUCGCACCGCAGCAGCACCACCGGAGAGGGCCCGACCACACCCGGCGGCGGUGUCCCGGACCUGAUCGAGAACCUGAAACAGGUCCUGCAGAGCAAAGAUCUGGAGAAACAUCUGGUCAUGGUCAGGAGCAGCUUCAUCAGCAAACAGACCCCAGAUCAGGUACGAUCACCCGACCUCCAGCCUGCACAUCUCCAGAACCUUCCAAACCUCCAGACAAGGCUCACAGACCCUGAAGUCCGUGCUGACCUGAACCGGACCCCCGUGCUCCCUCACGAGCUGGCGGGAGGAACCGACGCCCCUCUACCCCAGAUCUUCCCCUGGGACGAGCCGAGCCAGAAGCUGGACCCCCUCCUGAUGAGGCGCGAGUUCUCCAGCGUGGAGGACGAGGAGGAGUUCCUGUACGGGGACGAAGAGGGGAAGAAGAAACCCCAGGCGGUGACCGUACCUCUCGCCCAAACCAGACCCGCCCUGCAGGAGCCCCGAGCCCAGGCCGUGCCCCUGAAGCGGGCCCCGACCCCGGAGGUCCCGGUGGUGACGGUGCAGGAGUGUGAGAAGGUCAGGACCAUGCUGAGGACCAUCGGCUUGGCCCUGAGCGAGGCUGAUAUCAGCAGGAUGGCGGCGCUGAUGAAGAAGAAGCAGGAGGAGCAGAGGGGUUCGAGUCCCAACCUGAGCGUCCGAAACACGGCCCAGAUCCUGCUCAACACAAACACAGUGCACACGUCUGAGGACGGGCGCGGCACCCGAUCAGGAAGCAGCCAAUCACACCGCGACCCUGAACCCAGAGAGAAGACUGAUGAGAGAGAGAAGGAGAGGCGAGAGAGACACAUCCAGCAGAAGAGGAAGGAGUAUCUGGUGAAGGAACUGCAGGGGCUCCUCAAGAACGAAGGAUCGGGUGAUUUGAUCCCGGUGAUCGGGUUCUUCUGUCAGAAGUGUGAGGAGUUUUUCGGGGAUCUGAGCAGCGCCGAGGGUCACAAACACCCCGACCCCAAACAGGUUCUGACGGCGCCGCCGGUUCAGCACAAGGAUCCGAGGAGACCCGUCGACCCAGAGGACCGAGACGAACGCCGGACAGAGAGGAAGAGGAGCAGGGGACCCGAGGAGAAGUCCGGCGAGACCGGGGGCGGGAAAAAAGACGAGCCGGACACGCCCAAGAGCGAGAAGAAGAAAAAGAAGAAGAAAGAAAAGAAGCUGAAGAAGAAGAAGGAGAAAAAGAAUAAGAAAGAGAAGCAGGGGAAGAACUGAUCAGAGACGCUGUUAUAAACUCGUCGUGUCGGGGGUGGGACGAUACGAUACGGUCCGAGUAUCACGAUACUCGUGUAUCACCAUAUAGUGCCAAAACAGAAACGAAAUCGGCCGCAUGUUUAACACACUCGGAUCAGACGGUGUACAGCAGUGCUACAGGCGUAUUGAUAUAUCAGUAUUGUGAUAGAAUGUAUCGCGAUAUCAGUAUCACAUCGGUGUAUCAGCCAACCCGGUCUUUAUCAACACAGAUUAGAGCAAAAUGUCAAAUUGAUCAAAACAAGAUAAACUUUAUUAAUAAAAUCGGUGGCAAUCUGGUCACACUGUGGUUUACAAGGUGCAACGUAAAGCCUCCACACAAGGGGGCGCACAUGUACAAGUUCAAACCGUUACUGAUUCACAGCUUCAGUGACUCGUGCUGGGACGUCAUUACCAGCAAAAUCCCCCCUAAAUUUGCAUCCACUAUCAUCCAAAACAAAUGUAAGGGUUGCCAGAUUUCAUGUGCAGCAAUCCCCUCUACAAUCCUGCCACAAUCCGGACCUGGAAAGCUGAAAUGAAGAUCUGGCAACCCUGUUUCGGAGCGAACAGAGCCACGCUUCAGACAGCAGGAUGAGGCUGCAAAUCAAUCGAAUGAUUAUCAACCGUGGACCUUAUCUUCUUGAGCUACAUUAGCCUGUAGUCAUACCCACUUCCCUGAAUGCGAACCUCCUCCACUGCUGCAGACCGAAGACACGGUGCCUCAUUCGGCUCACGCCGGACGCUUCUUUAUUUUCACCUGGUUGUGUCUGUCUCACGUCGGGCCGGGUCGGUAGCACCUCUGAGACGGUAACUGGAGACCCGGAGGCUGGACAGCGGUGGUGCAUUAAACCGGCGCAUCCGAGAUCCUGACGUUUGAACUUUUAACUGAAUAAAACUCAUGUCUGGAGUUUUCGUGACGGAGCUGCUUGUUGGUUUUGUUCUUCCUUAAAUAAAAAAUUUCACAUUAAA